Messenger RNA from Neodiprion fabricii, 1584 nucleotides. RefSeq names its product O-glucosyltransferase rumi homolog. Lineage: Eukaryota; Metazoa; Arthropoda; Insecta; Hymenoptera; Diprionidae. Gene Ontology annotation, cellular component: endomembrane system. The record is from RefSeq and is a predicted model, not a curated record. The transcript has 6 exons. The coding region runs from base 319 to 1539 and encodes 406 amino acids. Gene Ontology annotation, molecular function: UDP-xylosyltransferase activity; UDP-glucosyltransferase activity. Gene Ontology annotation, biological process: protein O-linked glycosylation; positive regulation of Notch signaling pathway.
AAAGAAGAUGCUCGAUCGAUAACGCGGUUUCUUGUGGCCCAGAUCCACCCAGGCCCACUUGUUCGCAGAGAACUGGUCACAACAUUUGCCACUGAUUUAUAUACUAUUUACAGGUCAGUGAAAUUUGGCCACGGAGCCCAUGGGGUAAUCGUCAUUAAGUUCUUCCGUCAAAAAUCAACGCUUGAACAGACCAAUUACCCAUAAUUCUCGAAUCUUUAUUGCAUCGCAACGCUCCGAACGGCAAUAUCGUAACUAUGUAAUUCUUAAGGAUAAUUUCUGAUACUUGACGUCGAUUCCCGGCAUUCCUUAAAUUUCAGUAUGCAUUUCAUGUAUUGUCUUGUUUUCUCGGUAUUGUUAACUAAAAUUGGACAGGCGGAAGAAUUCUGCGCGGCAAACAGCAAAGAUGAUUGUGAGGCAAGAAACGAAUCUCUCGAUAAAUAUUCAAAAGAGUCAAACAGAAGGUACGAGAAGUAUUUGAAUGCGAUCCGCAAUGCAGAGAAUCAAACUGCCUCCGGCGAUGAAUUUAGUCAUCGAAGCUGUGCUUGUUAUAAAAACGUUAUCAAACAUGAUUUAAAAGUUUUCAAGAAAACUGGAAUCUCAGAAGAAUCUAUAACGUUAGCUAAAUCCAGAGGGACAUUUUACCAAAUAAUCAAUGGCAGGCUCUACAGAGAAAAAGAUUGCAUGUUUCCUUCAAGGUGUGCAGGGAUCGAGCAUUUUAUUUUAUCCAUAAUCUGGGAUUUACCUGACAUGGAAUUAGUCAUCAAUACCAGAGAUUACCCCCAAUCUAGCAAAUAUUUUGGCGAACCGUUGCCUGUUUUCUCAUUUAGCAAGACUCCUGAUUACUUCGAUAUAACUUAUCCAGCUUGGAGUUUCUGGGAAGGAGGUCCAGCGAUUUCGCUCUAUCCGCGCGGUUUGGGACGUUGGGAUCUGCACAGAAUAUCAUUGGACAGAGCAAGUGAAAAAAAGCCAUGGCAUGACAAGCAGGACAAGGCCUUUUUCCGUGGCUCUCGAACCAGCUCUGAGAGAGAUAAUUUGGUUUUGCUCAGCCGGAGGCAGCCAGACCUUGUCGAUGCUCGCUAUACCAAAAACCAGGCUUGGAAAUCUGAAGCGGACACCCUGCAUAUGCCCCCUGCUCAAGAAACGCCUCUCGAGUCUCACUGUGAUUUCAAAUAUCUCUUUAACUUCAGAGGUGUUGCUGCAUCAUUUAGGCACAAGCAUCUGUUUUUAUGCCGAUCUCUAGUAUUUCAUGUUGGAGAGGAAUGGACAGAGUUUUACUAUACAGCCAUGAAACCAUGGCACCAUUACAUUCCUGUUCCGACAGAUGCAAGCCAAGAAACUCUGCAGGAACUGAUACUUUUUGCUAAGGAAAAUGAUGAUAUAGCCCACAAAAUCGCAGAUCAAGGUAGAAAUUUCGUAUGGAAUCAUCUGAGAAUGGAAGAUGUCACAUGUUUUUGGAAAUCUUUGCUCAAGAGAUAUGUUAAGCUUUUGACUUACAAGCCUGUUUUGGAUAAAAGACUGAUAGAAAUUGAGCAGAAGUAGUGUUAUAUACUAUAAAUUGUAUACACAAUAAACUACCUAUUUUUA